ACCGUGGUGUAUCUGUACAACCAAGGGCUGUCGGGGACGAUCCCUCCGCAGCUGGGCGACAUCUCGCAGCUGGUGUACCUUAGUCUGUACAGCAACUCCAUCUCGGGCACCAUCCCUGCGGAGACCAGCAAGCUCUCGCAGCUGGGUGGGCUUUACCUGGGCCGCAACUCCAUCUCGGGCACCAUCCCUCCGGAGACGAGCAAGCUCUCGCAGCUGGAGCACCUGGGGCUGGGCAGCAACGCCAUCUCGGGCAUCAUCCCUCCAGAACAGACAAGCAAGCUGAAGUAUCUUGACCUGUCUGACAAUGACAUCUCCGGCACCGUGCCGUCG
Messenger RNA from Emiliania huxleyi CCMP1516, 330 nucleotides. RefSeq lists its product as hypothetical. Gene Ontology annotation, molecular function: protein binding. The transcript has a single exon. Gene Ontology annotation, biological process: hormone-mediated signaling pathway. The annotation marks the transcript as partial. Gene Ontology annotation, cellular component: plasma membrane. The record is from RefSeq and is a predicted model, not a curated record. Lineage: Eukaryota; Haptophyta; Isochrysidales; Noelaerhabdaceae.